Messenger RNA from Tigriopus californicus, 5895 nucleotides. It is a transcript of the gene CdGAPr, whose product is annotated as rho GTPase-activating protein 32-like. Gene Ontology annotation, molecular function: GTPase activator activity; protein binding; phosphatidylinositol binding. Gene Ontology annotation, biological process: small GTPase-mediated signal transduction. NCBI's taxonomy places the organism in Eukaryota, Metazoa, Arthropoda, Copepoda, Harpacticoida, Harpacticidae. The record is from RefSeq and is a predicted model, not a curated record.
GGUGGGCUGAUCAAUUGUCAUGAAUAUCAGUCAUAUCGCCCUCCGAUGGCUUUUAGUGUUCGCGAAUCUUCAUCUGGCGAAAGGCCCAGAUCGGCCAAUGCCCACGUGUGUCCUUCAACGCCUUCGAUUCCAACCACGAGGAUGUCAACGUCCGACCUCAGGUCCCACCAGGAACAACUUCAGUCCGGCCGUUUCCGUGCUCGAGGCCUCUCCAACAUCGAUCCCAAAUUUGUGUCACAGAGUGGCCUUUGCUCCAGUUCUGAAUUGGAAACUUCCAGAGGUGCCAUUCGAAUUCAGCAUCUAACUGCCGGCCAGACCUCGUCCUGCCAAGCCAACUCGACCAACGAGGGCGUGGCUCGCUUCCCUCGCCUUCAAGAUUGCGCUCAUUUCCACUAUGAAUGUACCGAGAUUGGACCGCUCAUUUUGGAACUUGUGGACAAGGACGAGGAACUUCGCUCGGUGAACCCCAACCCUGUGCCCGGUGAUUCGUGGCUUCUGAGUGUUCAAGUGACUUCCAGAGGUCGCACUUGGGUUGUGCGACGAAGUUAUGAGAAUUUUGUUUUACUCGACAAGCAGAGCCAUCAGUGUGUUUAUGACCGGCGGUAUUCUCAAUUACCUGAAAUUGUGGAGGCGGAAAAUUUGUCUAUUUCGAACGGACAUUCGCACGAGGAUUCGGUGCGGCAAUUGCUUUCAGGGUACCUAUGUCGAUUCUCGUCGUUGGCCGGACCCGUGAUCACAUGUGGACCCGUCCUCAAUUGGUUCGAGCUUGACAACCGAGGCCACCGUCUCAUUGUGACCGAUGACGGGGCCAUCAACACACCUGCCGUGGCUGCGGCUUACGUGGUCAAGCGAUACACGAAACAAGCCCCAGAUGAGAUCAGUUUCGAGGUCGGCGACAUGAUAUCAGUGAUUGACAUGCCUCCUCCGGACGAAUCAAUUUGGUGGCGCGGGAAACGUGGCUUUGAGGUGGGCUUCUUCCCCGGUGAGUGCGUCGAGGUCAUCGGUGACAAAGUUCCGCACGGCUUGAGCAUCCCAUUGAACUCGAAUGGUGAUUCGGGCGGCGAUUCCGGGCUGGAUAACGACUCCGCGGACUCGCCCUUGAGCAGCGGGGGAAGCUCGUCCGACCAUCAUCACCCGACCAAGCCCGUUCUCCGGAAGCACGGCAAACUGAUCUCAUUCUUCAGAAGCUUUAUCCUCUCUCGACCCUCGCGGGGCAAGCUCAAGAAAUCGGGUAUUCUGAAGGAGCGCGUGUUUGGCUGCGAUCUCUCGGAACAUUUACUCAAUACCGGCCAAGAGGUUCCCCGUGUUCUAACGCAUUGUGCCGAGUUCAUUGAGGAAAGAGGAAUCAUUGAUGGCAUUUAUCGCUUGUCAGGCAUCGCCUCCAACAUCCAGAAGCUGCGAGUGGCUUUUGAUGAGGAUCGAGUGCCCAACCUGCACGAUGACCGAGGCGUCCUCCAAGACAUCCAUUCCGUGUCCUCGCUAGUGAAGAUGUACUUCCGAGAACUUCCUAAUCCGAUCUGCACCUACCACCUCUACGAGAAGUUUGUCGAGGCAGCCAAAGCCAAAGAGAAUCAAAGGCUGGUCCUCCUCCGGGAUGUGGUCCAACAACUCCCGCCUCCAAACUAUCGAACUCUGGAAUACCUCUCGCGGCACUUGUAUCGCGUCUCUCUUCGCGGGGGCGACACUGGAAUGACGGCCAAGAACGUGGCCAUCGUUUGGGCGCCCAAUUUGCUUCGCUCAAAGAGCCUAGAAGUGGGUGGCGUGGCUGCCUUGCAAGGGGUGGGCGUUCAGGCCGUGGUCACCGAGUAUCUCAUCCGAUAUUGCGAACUGAUUUUCAGUGAUAAAAUGCCCGUGUAUCAGUCCAUCACUAGCUCACCCACUCCGAAGAAGCAGUUGCGGCCCAAGAGUCUGGCCAUUUCCACGCCCACCAAGUUGUUGAGCUUGGACGAGGCUCGCAAUCGAGCCUUGAGCUCCGCCGGGAACGGUGCGGCCACCACGGCGUGCGGCAUCCCUUUGGUCCAACAAGAAAGUCAGAGAUAUAUUGAGGUGGGCGGUGGACCCGAGAAGCUCCCUCCCAAAUAUCACACUGUGAUCGAUUUGCCCAGCCGAAAAGGUUCGAGCGGAGGAAGCCUGAAGCAUCACCGAAGGUCGCCCAUUGCGUGGAAGAACAUCUUCAGUGGGAGGAACAAGGGCAAACCCGGUGUGCAGAGGAAACUGGAUCUCAACGAUAUUAAAGUAACGAACAGAUACACGAAUACCAGGUCUGAUAUUAAUUCGACCCUUAACGGCGCUGGCAAUCGUCAAGUACAAACCUUGCUCUCUCAACAUCACCAUCAGAAUCUGCGCCCCGUUCGAAGUGCCGAGUCCCUCAUUCAACCGGCUCCGAGCUCGUUGGAAGGAAUCACCGAUAAUCCUCGCUUGUUGCUCGAGACCAAUCCGAUCUCGCACGCCUCUCAAAAGACUGAGUCCGCCUUCAAACUGAGGCCGGAAGACAUCUCUACCCAUACCAAAGUCAACCCGAGCGAUGAACCUCCAACUUCGCCCAAUGAGUCCCGACCCAUCUCCAUGGAUUUGGACGAAUUGGCACCGCUGGAACUCGUACAAAGAGCCAUGGGCCAAUCUUCGAUCAAAAACUCACCUCGAACCCACAGUCGAUCCAGUUCACACGACUCGUAUUUCGAGCGGAAGCUCUCGGCUCAAUUCAAGUCCGGUGAGGAAGGGGAUGAGCUGUUGAGUCCGGUGGAGAGAGAACCCAGUGGGUUAGAGUCCAACUUGGAUCUGAGCGAGAUCCAGAUGAACUUUGAACUGGAGGAUAACGAGAUGAGGAUCUUCUCGGAGGACGAGGCCACCAUGAUGUCCAAUUCCGUUGGGAGUGACAUGAACAAGUCUCCUCUGGACGAAUACAAACAGUUCGGGGGUGGCGGGAUUUCGGCCUUGAAGCGGGCCCCCAAGAUCUUGGAGGGUUCCGACGAGGGCUCGCCCAAAGCCAGAAAGAUGAGCUUUCGCGAGAAAUUCAAACGCUUCACCUCGCCCACUCCCAAUCGAAAAGAGACCCCAGGGCUUGUCGGGGGUAUUGUCAAAGAACCCGAAGUUCACGCACACCAUACUUCCUUGAAGGACAAAAUCGUGGGAGCACUCAGCCCGGAAAGUCUUCGGAAGAAACCCGCCGGAUCAGAAAUCCCCAUGAUGUAUGAAUCACCACAAAUACCUUUACAGUCUACUUUGGCUACAACUUCAACGACCACAUCAACCGCCAGUACGACUACAGUAACUACUGUUACUUCUACUACUUCGACUGAAACAGUCACUGCCACCGCCACAACGGGAGAAAGUCCCGAAGAUGACGAUAAUGUUGAUGCGGUGGCGUCCUCAAAUGGUCUACCUCUUUCGCCUUCCAUCAAUUUUAUUGAUGCGUCUAUGCACGAGUCAUUGGAGAAGAAAGACGACAAAGACAGUGAUGACAUCAAUAGUCCUGGAGAAAACACUCCGGACGAACUCGAAGAAGAGUUCGACGAUGACCAACAAACUGUCAUUUCAGCUUCCAGCUUAGAGAAGAAACUGCUCCGACAAGACCUGCCCUACAAUCAUCCUCACCACCACCAUCACCACCAGCAACAAAGGCUCUCUGUGGCCUCGAGAAGUACAAAUGAAGACUUGACUUCCAUAUCAAGCUCAAACAGUCAAGCUCAAACUGACCAACUCGUGAUUGCCGCUCAAAUCCAUCACGUUCCAAUUAUUGAGGAGGGUUUCAAUCAUGUGCGACAAGAGCAAUUCCCCAUCAUUGAAACCACUCAUGAAGAGACCCAACCCGUUUUCGAACCCGACAAUCGGGUGAACGAACUGUCAGAACUAGAGGACGAUGUCAAAAGGAAACCCGGUAUGGAUUUGCGAGUGUCGCCUUCGUUGUCUUCAAGCUACCAUCCAGAAUCGAGCGACGAGAGUGUCUUGAUCAGUAGUCCCUCCCUAAGGAAUCCUCAUCUUCAGACGGUACAAGCCUCAAUCGACACCCUUCAAAGCCUGGUCCAAGACGAAGGCAGUUUGGGAUGUAUCAGUCCCAUUCCCACCAGUCUUCACAACCUCUCAAACAGCAAUCCCACGUCUUGCACUCAAUUUGAUCGCGAAUCCGACCACGAGGGGGACCCCAGCAAGUCGGCCAUCAUCAUCGAGGAAAUCAUCACCGAAACUUUUGACACGGCUCCGACCAAUCUAUCCCUGAAGGUUAAGGACAAAAGCGACGAGGAAGACGACGAUCAUGAUGAGUUGAUCUUGAUUUCGAGCAUGAAAGGGGAGUACCUAAAACGCGACACCGACCCUCAUAUGGAAGUGGAUCAGCCUGAAAAGAUGGAUUACGAUGAGAGCGUGGUUUCGGCCAUGUCCAUGGCCCUGCCAAUUCAAACGGUGGAGAAAUCCAAGACGAAUGCAACCUUGGACAUGAGUGCUCCCAUCGUGUAUCAAGCCAAAACUAGCACUCAUAUUGUCAGACACGUGGCCCUUCCGGAUCCGAAAAUGGCCCCAUCGCCCACGACACCAUCUACUUCGUCUUCGAGUAAAGGGUUCAGUCCUAGUCCAACGUUAUCCCCCGUAUCCCCCGCUCAUCCUCGGUUGGCUUUGGUGGGACCCACGCCCUACCAACGAAGACCAUCCGUGAGUAGUGUGAGUAGUUGCGAGGAUAAGCCCUCCUCCUUCUCGCCUUCCCCACCCAUUCCAAAGCCAAGGAACAUUUCCAAACCCCCCACGCCCAAGUUUGAUAUCAUUGCCAAUGAUAUUCCACUUGACGACGAGCCAAAACUUUCGUCGGGAGAUGAAGAAGGCGAACUCACCGAGGAAAAGGCAUUCAGUUUACCUCCGGGGAUCGAUGACAUGGAUACCGGUGCCAUCACCAACAGUUUAUCAAUGACGCCACCAAAAGUCAAGGAGAAGCGGCUGACGUUCAGUGAACCCGCCAAACGGUUGACCGUCUCGAAAUCGGUGGAUCGAAUUGAGUUCAAGACCCGCUUAAGCACUACUUCGCUUCACGCUCAAAUCGAAGAAGAGCAUACUUUGGUGAAUGAGGAACCACCUCUCCAAAGGAGGAACUCGAUCCACAACGUACCAUUCGUCGAUGUGAGUGAUCCGCAGACCCGUGAACGAAUGGAGCGCUACAAGGAAGAGCGAAGAUCCAUGUUAAGGGCCAAGUAUAAGGUGGAGGACUACAAAACCAAAAAGGUCAGUGUGGAGGAAAUCGAGCCGCCCAAACCCAAGGCUCGGAGAUCAGUCCCGUCCUCUCCAACCCUCGAGGUCCCGCCCAUUGUCCUACCUCACAAAGUCCCUCAGGAGGAGAAUCGUCCAGUGGAACAUGUAGAGAUGAGGAAGAAGAAAAGUCCUAUGAUGGAGGCCCCCAAGCCUAGGGAGAGGUCGUUCAAUGGGUCCAAGAAGAAUACCAUUGAGGAUGAGGUCAAUGUGAAGGAGAGAGCCGCCAUUUUUGGCGUGUCCAAAACCCGCGAGAACAAACUUCGAACGGUUUCAUUGGCAACGCCCGGAGUGAAGAACAACAAUCGCCAAGAUCGCCGAACUUCACUUGAUAAGUCGCCUCCAGGAGCCCCGAGCAAGAUCAAGAACAUGGCCGCCAUGUUCGAGCAGAAAUGAAUGAUUGGGCAGAACUUGACCGGCUUCAACUAUUGGCUGUGAUUUUAGUUUUCGGUCGAGUCAGCUUCGAUUUGUUCGUUGAUUUGUGAAAGUGAGCCGAAUUCAAAUCCCUGAGGAGAAUGACGAUUUCUCGAAUUGAUUAUUAUCCUUCGUUAUUAUGUUCAAAUGAUUUGUCGCCUUUGCUUGAACUAUAUUAUCAUUUCUAUUGUUGUUUUUUGUUUUAACGAGAAAAGAACGUUUUCAAAUAAAUUUUAAAGUCACACAUAUAAA